Messenger RNA from Theobroma umbraticum, 1204 nucleotides. The record is from RefSeq and is a predicted model, not a curated record. NCBI's taxonomy places the organism in Eukaryota, Viridiplantae, Streptophyta, Magnoliopsida, Malvales, Malvaceae.
AUGGCAACAACAAAAGUUGGGAGGAUCAAGCUGGGUUCUCAAGGCCUGGAAGUAUCAGCUCAAGGUCUUGGCUGCAUGGGGAUGUCUGCAAUUUACGGUCCUCCAAAGCCUGAAGCUGACAUGGUGGCUCUCAUCCAUCAUGCUAUCAACUCUGGGGUUACCCUUCUUGACACCUCUGAUGUUUAUGGUCCCCAUACUAAUGAAAUCCUUCUUGGCAAGGCAUUGAAAGAUGGUGUCAGAAACAGAGUUGAGUUGGCGACUAAAUUUGGUAUUCACUUAACUGAAGGCCAGAGGGAAAUCCGUGGUGACCCUGCUUACGUGAGAGCGGCUUGUGAGGGUAGCUUGAAGCGUCUUGGUGUGGAUUGUAUUGAUCUUUAUUACCAGCAUCGUAUUGACACCAGGGUGCCUAUUGAAGUCACGAUAGGAGAACUAAAGAAGCUAGUUGAAGAAGGUAAAGUAAAGUACAUUGGUUUAUCUGAGGCUUCUGCUUCAACCAUUAGAAGGGCACAUGCUGUUCAUCCAAUAACUGCAGUGCAGUUGGAGUGGUCAUUGUGGUCCAGGGAUGUUGAGGAAGAAAUAGUUCCUACUUGCAGGGAACUUGGGAUUGGGAUUGUUGCUUACAGUCCUCUGGGGAGGGGAUUCUUGUCAUCAGGGCCUAAAAUGGUGGAAACUUUGUCUAAUGAUGACUUCAGAAAGGUUUGUAGUUAUUUUACAUAUCUACCAAGGUUCCAACCUGAAAAUCUCAAGCAUAAUGAACGCCUCUAUGAGCAAGUUAAUAAGAUAGCAGCAAGAAAGGAAUGCACCCCAUCACAGCUUGCAUUGGCCUGGAUCCAUCACCAAGGGAAUGAUGUCUGUUCCAUUCCUGGAACCACCAAAAUCGAAAACUUCAAUCAGAACAUUGCAGCUUUGGCCUUGAAACUAACACCUGAAGAGAUGGCUGAGCUAGAAUCCAUUGCUUCAGCAGAUGCCGUGAAGGGAGACAGAUAUACUGGAACUUUCGCUACCUACCAUGAAUCUGAAACUCCUCCCUUGUCUUCUGGACAACCCGUAUGAGGAUUCAGGGCCUUCCAUUCACUCACCACAUUGAUACAAUUUUCAUCAUGAGCUAUCGACCUAGCUAAUGUAAUUCCAGAGUGAUGUGCUUCAAAUUUUUGUGAGUUCUCUACUUUAUGUUCAGAAAAUAAAGUGUUAUAUUGGAAGUAUC